ACCGUUACGUGCCCCAGCUUCUUCUCCCGGUGUAACCUCUGAGUGACACUGUGCAAAAACUCCUCCGUUCGUUCCCUUGUUUUUCCUCCCUCCACGGCCUUCCAAAGCUGAGCCGCUGGUUCCGUCCAUCCGUCCGUCCGGUGGGCUUCUGACAAGUUGAAGCCAUGUUUCGCUUCCUGAGUCGCCAGGGUCGGAGGCGUCCGAAUCCCAGCUGGCCGCCGGGGCAGCGGCGUUACGAGCACCAUCGCGCCGUCAUGGCCAUCAGGCGGGAGGACAUCAACCCGUGGGAGAGGCGGGCGCCCCUGGCCCCUCGGCACGUCCGCGAGCUCACGCAGGACGGAGUCAGAGUCCUGGUGCAGCCGUCCAACCGCAGGGCCAUCCACGAGAAGUUCUACGCCAAAGCGGGCGCCGUCAUCCAGGAGGACAUCUCGGAGGCCACGCUCAUCCUCGGCGUGAAGCGGCCGCCCGAGGAGAAGGUGAUCCCCAAGAAGACCUACGCCUUCUUCUCGCACACCAUCAAGGCGCAGGAGGCCAACAUGGGGCUGCUGGACGACCUGCUCAAGAAGGAGGUUCGUCUGAUCGACUACGAGAAGAUGGUGGACCCCAACGGCUUUCGCAUAGUGGCGUUUGGUCAGUGGGCCGGCGUGGCAGGCAUGAUCAACAUUUUACACGGUUUGGGUCUUCGCUUCCUGGCGUUGGGCCACCACACCCCCUUCAUGCACAUCGGCAUGGCGCACAACUACCGCAACGUCUCGCAGGCCAUCCAGGCCGUGCGGGACUGCGGUUAUGAGAUCUCCCUGGGCCUCAUGCCCAAGUCCAUAGGUCCCGUCACCUUCUGCUUCACCGGAACCGGCAACGUCUCCAAGGGGGCGCAGGACAUCAUCAAUGAGCUUCCCGUGGAGUACGUUGAGCCUCACGAGCUGAAGGAUGUCUGUGAAGCUGGAGAUAUGACCAAAGUGUACGCCACUGUGCUGAGUCGUCAUCACCACCUGAUGAGGAAGAGCGACGGCAUCUACGACCCCUUGGAGUACGAGAACCACCCAGAACUCUACACCUCGCACUUCAGAACCAGCGUGGCCCCAUACACCAACUGCCUGAUCAACGGCAUCUACUGGGAGCCUCAGACCCCGAGACUCCUGCGCCGGCUGGACGCCCAACAGCUGCUCCGACCCACGCGCAGCGUCGGCGCCAGCGAGGGCAUGCCGCAGCUGCCGCACAAGCUGCUGGCCAUCUGCGACAUCUCGGCCGACGCGGGCGGCUCCAUCCAGUUCAUGACCGAGUGCACCACCAUCGACAAGCCCUUCUGCAUGUACGACGCCGAUCAGCACAUCGACCACGACAGCGUGGAGGGCCACGGUAUCCUGAUGUGCUCCAUCGACAACCUUCCGGCUCAGAUGCCCAUCGAGGCCACCGAGUACUUUGGCGACCGCCUCUUUCCGUACAUCUGGGAGAUGCUGCCGUCGGACGCCAGCAGGCCUCUGGACCAGGAGGACUUCAGCCCGCAAGUCCGAGACGCGGUGAUCACCUCCAACGGAGCCCUGACGCCAAAGUUUGAGUACAUUGAAAAGCUUCGAGAGCGACGGGAAAAGUCUCAAAUUGUGCGCAAAAGCGGCAUGAAGCGAGUUCUCUUGCUGGGCUCCGGCUACGUCUCCGGACCCGUGGUGGAGUACCUGACCCGCUGCGACAAGACGCAGGUCACCGUGGCGUCGGUGUGCAUGAAGCAGGCGCAGGAUCUGGCGGCCGAAUACCCCAACACCAUUCCGGUCAUGCUGGACGUCAGCAGCCAGGAGGCGCGCCUCGUCUCGCUCGUCCAAGACCACGACCUGGUCAUCAGCCUGCUGCCCAAUGUGCUCCACCCCCUGGUGGCAAAACACUGCAUUGACAAGAAGGUCCACAUGGUCAACGCCAGCUACCUCAGCCCGGCCAUGAGCGACCUACACGCCAGGGCGGAAGAGGCGGGCGUGACGCUGGUCAACGAGAUGGGCCUGGAUCCCGGCAUCGAUCACAUGCUGGCCAUGGAGUGCAUCGAUCAGGCCAAAGCGGACGGCUGCACGGUGGAGUCGUACGUGUCGUACUGCGGCGGGCUCCCGGCUCCCGAGUGCUCCGACAACCCUCUGCGCUACAAGUUCAGCUGGAGUCCUUCGGGCGUUCUCCUGGCCUCCGUCAGCCCCGCCGUCUUCCUUUGCGACAAGCGGCUGGUGAAGAUCCCCGGCGGCGGCGGUCUGAUGGACGCCGUCCAGCCCAUGGAUUUUUUCCCCGGCCUCAACCUGGAAGGUUAUCCCAACCGCGACAGCACCAAGUACGCCGAGCUCUACGACAUCCCCGACGUGCACACGCUGAUUCGAGGGACGCUGCGCUACAAGGGUUUCUCCAGGGCCCUGCGCAGUUUUGUCCAACUGGGUCUGAUCAACAACGAGCCGCACCCCACGCUGGCCAACGCGUCGUCCGCCGUCACCUGGAGAGCUCUGGUGAGCCACGCCAUGGGCUUGCCCGCCGACACCACUGACGACGCCUUCCGGGCCGCCGUCCGCCAGCGCCUCGAUGGCGACGAGCGCAGCCUGGACGCGCUCAAAUGGUUCGGCAUGCUGAACGACGACGUGGCUCCUCACGCCGACAGCCUCUUGACUGCGCUCAGCAAACAUCUGGAAGCCAAACUCUCCUACGGCAGCGGCGAGCGCGACAUGAUCGUGCUGCUCAGCGACUUUGGCUUGCGCCACCCGACGGGCGAGCUGGAGAGCAAACGGCUCAGUUUGGUGGUGUACGGCGAGGUGGGGGGAUUUUCGGCCAUGGCCAAGAGCGUGGGCUACCCGGCCGCCAUCGCCGCCCGCAUGCUCCUCGACGGUGAGAUCGCUUCCAUGGGCGUGCUGCUGCCCAUGAGCAAGGAGAUCUACGUGCCGGCCUUGAAGCGCCUCAAGAACGAAGGCCUCAACGUGGCCACGGCCAGCAGCCUGCUGGAAUCCUCCCGAUGACGUCACCGGCGCCGCGCCCUUCGCUACACUCCUUCUGACCAAUCGCUCGCUUUUUUUAGGGGUGCCGCAUUUCUUCUGAAGCCUGUUGUGAACGAUCCAUCUUUCUCAAAGUCUACUAGAGCCACCCUCGGAAGGUUCACAAUGAACUCUCACGCCUGAAAGGAAACAGGAAGUCGCCAUUUUGCACUCAGUCAAAGCUCCAAAGAUGAAAAUUCGCCCAUCGGGGGACGCGUCGGCCGUAACGGGACUCUCGUGUCCAAAACUCUCAGGGAACCCAAAGUGAGGUCGGCCAUUUUGAAUCGGGGCAACCCCCCUCGAUAGUGUUGGAAUGGAAGGAGAGCUUGGCUCCUUUACGCUCACUCAGCAAGUUUUGAAAAAUCAAACAGGAGGUCGGCCAUUUUGCUCUGAGUUAGCGCCGAGGAUGUUGCGUGCCGGGCCGUGUCGUCUGUCAUAGGGAAGAUUUGACUUGUGAGCAGCAUAGUGUUGUAACGUUUGUCGUUUUGGCGUCUUGCUGUAUUGGCCUGCAGGUCAACGAGGGAAACGGAGGGAAAGCAAAAGUCAUUUGUGAUGUAGAUGAGGUCAAAGGGCAGCUUGAUAACUCGAAAGUGGCAAGAAACAAAUCGGAUGUGUGUGAAAGAUGCAAACGAGCCUUCGUUGGAGACAGCGACAUGAAUGGGCAAAUGAUCGCUUUGCCUUUUCUUCUUGUAUUUAUUUGACUCGCAAUGUGUUGUGUGAUUGUCAGCUCAGUUGCUUUUAGUUUGAAACUUUUUUCCUCUUGGCUUUGUCACUUCCCACACACAAAAUGUUUGAAGUUUGCCGUCAAUAAAAUCCCGCAGUUGA
Syngnathus typhle (broad-nosed pipefish) is the source of this 3809-nucleotide messenger RNA. It is a transcript of the gene aass, whose product is annotated as aminoadipate-semialdehyde synthase. Lineage: Eukaryota; Metazoa; Chordata; Actinopteri; Syngnathiformes; Syngnathidae. Gene Ontology annotation, cellular component: cytoplasm. Gene Ontology annotation, molecular function: saccharopine dehydrogenase activity. Bases 165 to 2969 code for a protein of 934 amino acids. The record is from RefSeq and is a predicted model, not a curated record. The transcript has 24 exons.